AUUGUCAGCGUGUGUCUGUCAGAUAAAUACAGCUCAGUAUAAUAUGACUGACUGGGAAAAACACAAAGCGUGAUCUUUAAAACUCAAAGCAAUCCAAGCGUGUUUGUACAAGUUUUACUGCGGAGAUGAGCCGAGAACAAACACAAUGCUCCACUUUAACCACCAAACUCUUUGCAUCCGAGGAGUCACGUGAAUACUUGGUUGCAACAUGUCUAAUCUUAGAAAGCCAGAGCGACAUGAACAGUGAAAAGGCAUUCAUUUUAUCGCAUAAUAAAGCGUACAAAUGAGUCCACUCCGUAUCUUCUUGGCCGCAUGUCGCAGCCCGCAGCUUUGCGCGGAUAAACAGCAGCUGUGCGCCGCAGAGCAACAAAAAGGAAAACCAAGGACAAAAAGACUUCCUGCAGUCGACCUUAUAGGAAAUAAUCUUCCAUCCGUGCAUCCUACAGUUAAUCUAAAAAGACUUUAACGAUCUUAACCCCCUCGAUCGGAGUACCACCGCCUCCGUGAAGCUGCGUAAACCCCCGGAGUGUUUUUUUUUUCUGUUUUCCGCACAGACGCAGACGGCUCCCUCCUGCUCAGCAGCGGCCUCCAUUUUAGCUCCUUGCCCGGUCGGUGCCUCACGUGUCCUGGACUGUCUUUCUCACAUGACCCGUGUGUUUGUCCCCGUGAUCAGCGCUUCCAUCUCCGUAAAUCAGUGUCGUUGAAUAUCGGCGUUUUACACCCGCAAAAAGCUUUAUGGAUAUGCUGGAGCAGAGUCUGGACAGCACGGCGAGUCACGACAAACAGGAAACAGAAGAGGUGGUGCAGUUACAGGAAGGAGAGGCAGUGGGGACGGAGGAGCAGACUGCAGUGACCAUCACCGGUGUCCCGCAGGCUGCGUUCGCUGACCACAAUGUGCAAUACCAGUUCCGUACAGAGAACAGUGGAGGACAGGUGACCUAUCGCGUGGUGCAGGUGACAGACGAUCAGUUAGAAGCAACAGCUGAUGCGACUGGAGCUGUCAGUGUCGUCUCUACCGCAGCGUUUGCGGGAGCCCCUCAGGCAGUGGCACAGGCUGUUAUCCAGAACCCUUUCAGUAAUGGGGGCAGUCCUGGAGGGGAGACAGUGGGAGGAGAGACACGUUUCGCUUAUUUCCCUGCCGCCACUGUCAGCGAUGGAACAGCCACGGCCGUGUCCGUGCAGGCCACCGCCGACCCAACGAUAACACAGACAGGAGGCCAGUUUUACGUGAUGAUGAGCCCCCCUGAGGUGCUACAGACGACGGCCCCUCGUACCAUCGCACCACGCACACACACCUACACUGCAGACCUUGGUGAAAGCGAGAUGUUGCAGCAUGGCAGUUCAAACUGGAAAGUGGAGGGUCCACGGGCACCCAGAGAUGAGCGGCGAAGAGCACAGCACAAUGAAGUGGAGAGAAGAAGAAGAGACAAGAUUAACAACUGGAUUGUCACACUUUCAAAAAUCAUCCCUGACUGUAGCAUAGACAGCAGAACUGGAGCGAGUAAAGGAGGCAUCCUGUCCAAAGCUUGUGACUACAUCCGAGAGCUGCGUCAGAAUAACCAGCGACUGCAGGAGAGUUACAAAGAGGUGGAACGAGUGGAGAUGGACAACGAGCUGCUUAGACAACAGAUUGAGGAACUGAAGAAUGAUAAUGCACUGCUUCGAGCACAGCUACAGCAGCAUGGCGUAGAAGUCAACGGGGAUGCAACACCGCAGUGAUUGUGGACUGAACACAUGUAACAUCAUAAACACAAUGUCGCAUCCUCCCACCCACCUGAACAAUACUAGGAAAGGAAUAACAAUGAGAGACAAUUUCCAUCUGAAACUGGACCACACACACACACGCACACGCACACACACACACACACACACACGCACACACACACACACACACACGCACAGGGCUUGAGAAGAACACUGAAGGACUGCAAACGCCUCCUCCACCUACAGAUGUUCAAGGCUGAGCGCUCUGAAAUCCGUUAUCUGUGUAGCUUACAGAACCUCUCACCUCUGCUUCAAGGAGUACGACCUCUACACAGCACCACCACGCUUGCACCAAACCUUCUUUUUACUUUAAAUUUUGAACCUGCCACAGAAAAUUUACUUUUAAUGAUAUCACCUUUUUAUCGUGCCGCAAACUUCUCUUCCUUCUCCUACUUUUUUGUUGACAUUUGCUGUGUGUGAAACUACUAAAUGUGACAUGAAUGAUAGCUCCCAUUUACUUUUAAUUUAUUAGUUUUUACAGAAUGUGUACAAAGAAAAAGAGAAGCUGAUUUUGUGAAUUUACUCUUUUCCCACCAACACAUAUUGGGCAGAUCAGAUAUUUUAAUCAUGUCCAUCACUGUUACUAAGCAUAGGUUUACUGUCAGUGGAUCAUGUGUAUAUAAAGCUGAUCUGUAUGCACUUUGAGGUUCAGUUUCUGCCUCUUUACACUGACACUCCAAGCACCAGGCAGAGCUCACACACUUUAUAAACAUAAUCCACAGUCAGUAAAUGAAAAAUAAGUAUAUAUAAUACUUUUCUGACAGUCUAGGUAAAAGCAGCUUGAUAGCACAGGCAUGGAGGUUUUAUUUUUAAUGCAAGGCCUUACUAGAAGCCCGUUGGAGAAUCUAGGUGAUAACAUAGCUCAGGUAAUUGCACUGGCAAGUGGUUCCCAGACUCAAUGAAGUCUUUACAUAUAGCGUUUAGAUCUCUCUUGUGUCCCCCUUAGGUGCAAUGUACAGAUAAAUGAGAAUAUGGAAAUGAUUUUCAAGGUGGAAAUCACUUUUAACGGGCAUUAAAAUAUGGUUGGUUUCUAUAUCUGCUAAACAGGUCACUGGUGUAAUGCACUGAAAUAGAGGUUAUGAGAGGUCUUGGUUUGAGACCAGCCUCUGUUUGGCCCACUAGUCCUGUUGCAUCUUAGUGGACACCUGACGUGGCUUUUUUUUGCAAUUGUCCCUAAUUCUUUCAAACUUUGGGAACCUUUGCUGCUGACAGAAGACCAUAAAACAACCGUGGUCAGGAAUGUGCUGAAGGUAGUUUGGAUGCGAGUGAUAUAGUUGUAACUAACCAGCUUUUGUCUACACUGAAAGUCACCACAGCAUGGAAAUAUAACCACUGGCAUGACUAAUUCUGAUACUACAAUAAAACAGAAGUGUUUAUACCUGUGUGUUUA
Messenger RNA from Epinephelus lanceolatus (giant grouper), 3154 nucleotides. RefSeq names its product upstream transcription factor 2, c-fos interacting (gene usf2). Lineage: Eukaryota; Metazoa; Chordata; Actinopteri; Perciformes; Serranidae. The record is from RefSeq and is a predicted model, not a curated record. Gene Ontology annotation, molecular function: DNA-binding transcription factor activity, RNA polymerase II-specific; protein dimerization activity; RNA polymerase II cis-regulatory region sequence-specific DNA binding. Gene Ontology annotation, biological process: regulation of transcription by RNA polymerase II.